Messenger RNA from Gastrolobium bilobum, 2298 nucleotides. RefSeq names its product 5-methyltetrahydropteroyltriglutamate--homocysteine methyltransferase-like. NCBI's taxonomy places the organism in Eukaryota, Viridiplantae, Streptophyta, Magnoliopsida, Fabales, Fabaceae. The record is from RefSeq and is a predicted model, not a curated record. Gene Ontology annotation, molecular function: 5-methyltetrahydropteroyltriglutamate-homocysteine S-methyltransferase activity; zinc ion binding. Bases 1 to 2298 code for a protein of 765 amino acids. The transcript is spliced from 11 exons.
AUGGCAUCUCAUAUUGUUGGAUACCCACGCAUGGGCCCCAAGAGAGAGCUCAAGUUUGCUCUGGAGUCAUUCUGGGAUAAGAAAAGCAGUGCACAGGAUUUGCAAAAGGUUGCUUCUGAUCUAAGGGCAUCAAUCUGGAACCAGAUGGCUGGUGCAGGAAUCAAGUACAUCCCCAGCAAUACUUUCUCAUACUAUGAUCAGGUGCUCGACGCCACCGCGAUGCUCGGCGCUGUUCCAUCCAGAUAUGGAUGGAGUGGUGGGGAGAUUGGAUUUGAUACCUACUUCUCCAUGGGCAGAGGUAAUGCCUCUGUGCCUGCAAUGGAAAUGACCAAGUGGUUUGACACCAACUACCACUUUAUUGUGCCUGAAUUGGGACCUGAUGUGAACUUCACUUAUGCUUCCCACAAGGCAGUGGAUGAAUACAAGGAAGCCAAGGCACUUGGAGUAGAUACAGUUCCAGUCCUUGUUGGCCCUGUGUCAUACUUGUUGCUCUCCAAACCCGCCAAGGGUGUUGACAAAUCCUUUUGUCUUCUUACUCUCCUCCCAAAAGUCAUUGCUGUCUACAAGGAAGUAGUUGCUGAUCUUAAGGAAGCUGGUGCUUCGUGGAUUCAAUUUGAUGAACCUACCCUUGUGUUGGACCUUGAGCCUCAGAAGUUGCAAGCAUUUACUGCAGCAUACUCGGAACUUGAAUCUUCUUUAUCUGGUUUAAAUGUUCUUGUUGAGACCUACUUUGCUGACAUUCCUGCUGAGGCAUACAAGACCCUCACAGGUCUGAAUGGAGUCUCAGCUUUCGGAUUUGAUUUAGUCCGUGGAUCUAAGACUCUUGAUUUGAUCAAGGGUGGAUUUCCCAGUGGAAAAUACCUGUUUGCUGGAGUGGUUGAUGGAAGGAACAUUUGGGCUAAUGAUCUUGCUGCUUCUCUCAGUCAAUUAGAGAGUCUUGAAGGCAUUGUGGGCAAAGAUAAACUUGUUGUGUCCACCUCCUGCUCACUUCUUCACACUGCUGUUGAUCUUGUUAAUGAGACCAAGUUGGAUAAUGAGAUAAAAUCAUGGUUGGCUUUUGCUGCCCAAAAAAUUGUUGAAGUAAAUGCAUUGGCUAAGGCAUUGUCUGGUGAAAAGGAUGAGGCCUUCUUCUCUUCUAAUGCUUCAGCUCUGGCUUCAAGAAAGUCCUCUCCAAGAGUGACUAAUGAGGCUGUUCAGAAGGCUGCUGCUGCAUUGAAGGGUUCUGAUCAUCGCCGUGCUACCAAUGUCAGCUCAAGACUGGAUGCUCAACAAAAGAAGCUCAACCUUCCAGUCCUCCCAACCACCACCAUUGGAUCCUUCCCUCAAACUGUUGAACUGAGGAGGGUUCGCCGUGAAUACAAGGCUAACAAGAUCUCUGAGGAAGAGUAUGUUAGUGCAAUUAAAGAGGAAAUCCGCAAAGUUGUUGAACUCCAAGAACAGCUUGAUAUUGAUGUCUUGGUUCAUGGGGAACCUGAGAGGAAUGAUAUGGUUGAGUACUUUGGUGAGCAAUUGUCAGGCUUUGCUUUUACUGUUAAUGGAUGGGUGCAAUCUUAUGGAUCUCGUUGUGUGAAGCCACCAAUCAUCUAUGGUGAUGUGAGUCGUCCAAAACCAAUGACUGUUUUCUGGUCAUCUACUGCACAAAGCAUGACCAAACGUCCAAUGAAGGGAAUGCUUACUGGCCCUGUCACCAUUCUCAACUGGUCCUUUGUUAGAAAUGACCAGCCAAGAUCUGAGACAACCUAUCAGAUUGCUUUGGCUAUCAAGGAUGAAGUAGAAGAUCUUGAAAAGGCUGGUAUUACUGUUAUCCAAAUUGAUGAGGCUGCUUUGAGAGAAGGGUUACCAUUGAGGAAGUCAGAGCAAGCUGACUACUUGGACUGGGCUGUUCAUUCCUUCAGGAUCACCAAUGUUGGUGUGGAGGAUACUACUCAGAUCCACACCCACAUGUGCUACUCUCACUUCAAUGACAUCAUCCACUCAAUCAUUGAUAUGGAUGCCGAUGUGAUCACCAUUGAGAACUCUCGUUCUGAUGAGAAGCUUCUGUCAGUGUUCCGUGAAGGAGUUAAGUAUGGAGCUGGAAUUGGACCUGGAGUUUAUGACAUUCACUCCCCAAGAAUACCACCAAGUGAAGAAAUGGCUGAUAGGAUCAACAAGAUGCUUGCAGUGCUUGAGACAAACAUUCUGUGGAUCAACCCUGAUUGUGGUCUCAAGACACGCAAGUACACUGAGGUGAAUCCAGCACUCACAAACAUGGUUGCCGCUACAAAAGUCAUUCGCAACCAGCUUGCUAGUGGCAAUUGA